Messenger RNA from Guillardia theta CCMP2712, 708 nucleotides. RefSeq lists its product as hypothetical. Bases 1 to 708 code for a protein of 235 amino acids. The transcript is spliced from 9 exons. Gene Ontology annotation, molecular function: protein serine/threonine phosphatase activity. The record is from RefSeq and is a predicted model, not a curated record. Lineage: Eukaryota; Cryptophyceae; Pyrenomonadales; Geminigeraceae.
AUGAAGAAUUGUUUCGGGUUGGAGGUCCUUCUUGAGAAGCUCUUCUCUGUAACAGCGAGGAAAUUUUCCUUCCUGCGCAGAAUCUGGUUGGUCCUCAAGACGGCAUGCAUGUCUUAUCCGGAUCCCUUCCUGCAUGCCAGGGACAGCAAGCUCAAGUGUCAGAUAGCGGACGCAUGCCACUCCAAGAAGAUGACGUUGAUUCUCGAUCUCGACGAGACUCUCGUCCACAGCAGCGUCAAGCCCCUCGACUACUACAAUUGGAAGAUUCACAUCCCGGCGUCCGGCGACCAGCGCAGCUGCACCUUCUAUGUUGCUGUUCGCCCCCACACGUCCUUGUUUCUGCAAGCUAUGUCAAGGUGGUACGAGGUGGUUGUUUUCACCGCCUCCCUCCAGCAUCUGCAGCACUACGCUGAUCCUGUCAUCGACCUCAUCGACCCUGGAAAGUGCAUCUCUCGUCGUUUUUCCGACCUUCCUGUCGGGUGGAGCAGCCAAGUCGUGAUCGUUGACAACUGUCCGGCGGCAUACAGUCUACAUGCAGACAACGGCAUCCCUAUCCAGACGUGGCACAACGACCCCAACGACGAUGCUCUCCUCUCUCUGCUACCUAUCCUCUCGGGUCUGGUGCUUCUCAAGGAUGUGCGAUCCAUUCUCUCAUUGCGAAGGAUGGGCAACAACGGGCGAGCUGUAGUGAAGCAAGUGAGCCAGUGA